AUGGCUGGCUGCGGCAAGCCGUCGCGGUCUGCCUCCACCAUCGUCGCCAACAUCGCGCGUGGGUACCACAUCCUCAAGGUCGAUGGCUACUCCUGUACCUUGGCGACGACGCCCACAGGAGAGCACCUGACGUCCCUCCCGUUCACCGUGGGUGGCCAUCGCUGGUACAUUCGCUUCUACUUCUACCCCAACGGCUGCACGUCGGAGGUCAAAGAUUACAUCUCGCUUUUUCUUUAUCUCCACGACAGCGUCGCCAAGCCAGGAAGGCGCAGUUCGAUUUCCGUUUCGUCGGCGACGUGGCGGAGCAGCCGUUGGAACUGGGAGGACCGCAUAGCUUUACGGAGUAUUGUGGGUACCCCAAGUUCAUCAAAAAGAAAGAUUUGGAAGAGUCGAAGCAUCUCCGGGACCAUUCCUUUGCCAUUCGGCGUAUUCACCAACGAAUUCCAUGUGGAGGAGGCGCCGGAAGCCACUGCUGCGGCCGCUAGGAUCUCCGUGCCCCCAUCUGACCUGCACCAGCAUCUCGGCAGUCUCCUGCUGUCCGAGAAGGGCGCCGAUGUGGUGUUCGACGUCGCCGCGAAAGAAGUGGAAGAGGUAGACUUAGAUGUAGAUGACGAUGACGAAGAAGAAGGUGUUUUUUCUCAGCACCUACUGACGAAAGAAGCGGAGGAGGGAGGCAUAGACGACGACGACGACGAUAAAGACGUUUUGUCUCAGCACCUCCUGGUGGCUGCAGACAAAUACAGCUUGGAGAGGCUGAAAUUGUUAUGUGAAAGCAAGCUGUGUGAGUACGUCGAUGUGGGCACGGUAGCAACCGUCCUGGCGCUAGCCGAGCAACACCAUUGCCAUGGACUGAAGAAGGUGUGUUUCCAUUUUCUCAGCUCUCCUGCAAAUUUGAGGGCAGUCGUGGCCAGCGUCGGAUUUGAGCAUCUGAGCAGAAGCUGUCCCUCUGUUAUGGUGGAGUUGGUUGCCAUGCAUCCUCGGCAACUUAGUUCCAUGAUGCCUGGUUUCGUUUAG
Messenger RNA from Miscanthus lutarioriparius, 1014 nucleotides. The record is from the annotation of a GenBank genome assembly. Lineage: Eukaryota; Viridiplantae; Streptophyta; Magnoliopsida; Poales; Poaceae.